AUGAUUCAUCUCAGGUCCAUUACAUUUGUGCCUGAAGAACCUCCAUUUGUGUUCAACUCGCAUUAUCAAAUUCUCGACGCAAAGCUCUGGUCUUCUUCAACCAUGGAUGUGGUCCCUAUCAAUUCAAGUCGUUUUCCUCGUUUUGAUAUUCUCACUCCAGCCCCCAGGGGCAUUUCCCCUACUGCAGGAUCAUGGCUCUGUUUUGAAGGCCUUGCUAAGUUCAAUCCCGGAUCCGAAACAAUUAUUGUCAAUUGCCAAGCCUCUUCAUACCACUCCGAGGUUCCAUUGCAAUAUCAGCACCUCCCAAUGCCAUAUGUCUUUGGAGACUUAAUCAUAAUCGAAACCCAGAAGCAAUUGUAUGCAUCUGAUCCUGAUCAAGACAAUCUUACUGUCCCGCUAUUCUUCAGACCUGCAAAUUUUUAUUGUGCCCGAGCCCAAGGCGCUCUCAGGGACCUUUACUGUACUCAUUACCACUCGGCACCAAGCUUUGGAUCCAAGCUGAAAUGA
Molecule: messenger RNA, 507 nt
Organism: Puccinia graminis f. sp. tritici CRL 75-36-700-3
Lineage: Eukaryota; Fungi; Basidiomycota; Pucciniomycetes; Pucciniales; Pucciniaceae
Exons: 2
Coding region: 1-507 (168 amino acids)
Source: RefSeq, a predicted model, not a curated record